Molecule: messenger RNA, 853 nt
Organism: Lycium ferocissimum
Lineage: Eukaryota; Viridiplantae; Streptophyta; Magnoliopsida; Solanales; Solanaceae
Product: acetyltransferase At1g77540
Exons: 3
Coding region: 297-608 (103 amino acids)
Source: RefSeq, a predicted model, not a curated record
AGAACUCCGAAUAAUUAAAUAAAAUUAUUGGAUGGCAAAACUUAGGUGUCAACAUGUAUAAAAGUUGUAAUUCAAAAAUUGGCAAAGUAAUCUUGUAAUCUCCAAUAUUAGUUGUUGCUCAAAUCUUUACAAUAAAGAGCUACAUAUCCUGAAUCUUAAAGAGUGCAAAAUUAUCUCAUUUCGAAUAGUAAGUUUGGUCUUUUUCUUGUUGUUUUGGAGCAAUAAUUAGUAAGAAGGGUGCUUUUAAGCUACUUAGUUCGUGGGCAUUUUAGAGCAAAUAUGGGUAAAGUUGACGGAUGAGAAGGGAGGCACCGAAAAUAGUAUGGAGUGAGAGAGUAUUAAGGUUCGAAACAGAGGACAAGGAAGCGUAUUUGGAGUAUGAGAUGCGACAUGGAGGAAGAGUGAUGGACAUUCUCCACACAUAUGUCCCUCCUUCCAAGCGUGGAUUAGGGCUCGCUUCUCAUCUCUGUAUUGCUGCCUUUUCACACGCUCAAUCCCAUUCCCUUUAUGUCAUUCCUAGCUGCUCUUACGUCUCUGAUACAUUCCUUCCACGGAACCCAUCUUGGAAUUCCAUUUUGCACAAAGAAGACCUGAAAUCUCACAUUUGAAGCAGCAUGUGGUUCUUUAUGAACUAUUACCUCUUGCUUUGCCUUAUGGAGUGUCCUAGUAUGUGCGAAAUGGUUGAUGUUAGGAGCAAGAAGUCCAGCCAAGCAAACUCUGGAUUCUGUUCUAUUCUGUUUCCUUUUCGUAUAUGUAAAGUGGAGAGUGUAUUGCUAUCUGUAAUAGGACAAGUUUCCUAGAAAUUGGAUCUAUUUCCGUUUUCGAUGAAGCAAUGGCAAAGAUUUUACUGUCU